AUGCCUCGUAGCCCUACAUCAAGUGAAGAUGAAAUGGCACAAAGCUUCUCUGACUAUUCUGUUGAGUCUGAAUCAGACAGCUCCAAAGAAGAAACUAUUUAUGACACAAUUAGAGCAACUGCAGAAAAGCCAAGCAGCAGAAUGGAAGACAGUCAGAGCAACACUUUAGUGAUUCGAAUUAUCAUACCUGACCUGCAGCAAACGAAAUGCAUUCGAUUUAACCCAGAAGCUUCAGUGUGGGUUGCAAAGCAGCGGAUUUUGUGCACUUUGAACCAGAGUUUGAAAGAUGUCCUGAAUUAUGGACUGUUCCAGCCUGCAAGCAAUGGGAGGGAUGGGAAGUUUUUGGAUGAGGAAAGACUUCUGAGGGAAUACCCACAACCAGUCAAUAAAGGAGUUCCUUCACUUGAGUUUCGCUACAAGAAAAGAGUGUACAGACAGCUCAACCUCGAUGAAAAGCAGCUGGCCAAGCUUCACACCAAGGCCAAUUUGAAAAAAUUUAUGGAUCAUGUCCACCAUCUCUCUGUGGAAAAAAUGACCAAGAUGUUGGACCGAGGACUGGACCCAAACUAUCAUGACUUAGAAAGCGGAGAAACACCCCUAACUUUGGCAGCUCAGCUUGACAACACAGUAGAAGUGAUAAAAGCCCUGAAAAAUGGAGGAGCACAUUUAGACUUCAGAGCCAAAGAUGGAAUGACAGCUCUGCACAAAGCAGCCAGAGCCAAGAACCAAGUAGCCCUCAAGACCCUUUUAGAGCUGGGAGCAUCUCCCAACUACAAGGACAGCUGUGGCCUGACCCCGCUGUACCACACGGCUGUGGUGGGAGGGGACCCUUUCUGCUGUGAGCUCUUACUCCAUGAACAUGCUACAGUCAGCUGCAAGGAUGAAAAUGGAUGGCAAGAAAUUCAUCAGGCUUGCAGGUACGGACACGUCCAACACCUGGAGCACCUCCUGUUCUAUGGCGCCGACAUGUGCGCGCAGAACGCCUCGGGGAACACAGCCCUGCACAUCUGUGCCCUCUACAACCAGGAGAGCUGUGCAAGGGUGCUGCUGUUCCGGGGAGCCAACAAGGAGAUCAAGAAUUACAACAGCCAGUCUCCAUUUCAGGUGGCUAUAAUAGCGGGAAAUUUUGAGCUUGCUGAGUACAUCAAGAAUCACAGAGAAGCUGAUAUUGUGCCCUUUAGGGAGGCUCCCACCUACUCCAACAGGAGGAGGAGGCCUCCCAGCACCUUGGCAGCCCCCCGGAUCCUGCUCCGCUCCAACAGUGACAACAACCUGAACAUCAACAACCUCCCCGAGUGGUCAGCCUCCUCCUCUGCCUCUUCACACCGCAGCCUUUCCCCUCACCUGCUCCAACAGAUGCAGAAUAAUCCCAAUGGAACUGUAAAAACUGUGGGGAGUUACACUCCGUCUUCCCGGAGCCGCUCGCCGUCCCUCAACAGGCUGGGAGAGGAUGCCAAGAGGCAGCAAGUUGUCUGGCAUACUGCAAGUUUUUAUGCUUUGGGUGCCAACAAAGAUACUCUGUCUGCCUUGGAUUAUCAGGGUCCCAAAAGGAAGCUCUACAGUGCUGUCCCUGGGAGACUUUUUAUCGUUGUAAAGCCAUAUCAACCUCAAGGGGAAGGGGAAAUUCACCUGCACAAAGGAGAUAGAGUCAAAGUGCUGAGCAUCGGAGAAGGUGGAUUCUGGGAAGGCAGCACCCGGGGACAUAUUGGCUGGUUUCCUGCAGAGUGUGUGGAAGAAGUUCAGUGCAAACCAAGUGAAAGCAAAGCAGAAACACGAACAGAUAGAACAAAGAAGCUGUUUAGACACUACACUGUUGGAUCCUAUGACAGCUUUGAUGCUUCAAGUGACUGCAUAAUAGAAGAAAAGGCAGUGGUCCUGCAGAAAAAAGACAAUGAAGGAUUUGGAUUUGUGCUCAGAGGGGCAAAAGCUGACACACCAAUUGAAGAAUUCACCCCAACUCCAGCCUUUCCUGCUUUGCAGUACUUGGAAUCUGUGGAUGAAGGGGGAGUAGCAUGGCAAGCUGGCCUGAGAACUGGAGACUUUUUGAUCGAGGUUAAUAAUGAGAAUGUAGUGAAAGUUGGCCACAGGCAGGUGGUGAACAUGAUUCGACAGGGGGGCAAUCACCUCGUGCUGAAGGUUGUCACAGUAACCAGGAAUCUUGAUCCAGAUGACACAGCAAGGAAGAAAGCCCCACCACCUCCUAAGCGAGCUCCAACCACUGCACUGACCCUGCGCUCUAAGUCCAUGACCUCAGAGCUUGAAGAGCUUGUGGAUAAAGCUUCAGUACGGAAGAAGAAGGAUAAGGUGGAUGAAAUAGUGCCAGUUUCCAAGCCAUCAAGAAUUGCAGACAAUGCAACUGUGGACUCCAGAGUGGCAACUAUAAAACAGCGGCCUUCUAGUAGAUGUUUUCCCUCAGCUACAGAUAUGAAUUCCAUGUAUGAGAGACAGGGUAUUGCUGUGAUGACACCCACUGUCCCAGGGAGCCCUCAAGGUCCUUUUCUGGGUAUACCUCGGGGUACAAUGAGAAGACAAAAAUCUAUAGGUAAAAUGCUUCUCUUGUAUGGAAUAACGGAGGAAGAGCGGCAGUUUCUGGCCCCUCCUAUGCUGAAGUUUACCAGGAGUCUUUCAAUGCCUGACACCUCUGAAGAUAUCCCACCACCACCACAGUCCUUACCUCCCUCACCACCACCACCUUCCCCCUCUCUGUAUAACUCUCCCAAAUCCCUGACAACCCGGAGCUACGGAACGAUCAAACCUCCAUUUAACCAGAAUUCAGGUGCAAAAAUCUCUUUGGUUAGGCCCGAGAGCGUGGGGACGAUGAUAAGGGACAAAGGGAUCUAUUACCGGCGGGAGCUGGACCGAUACUCCCUGGACUCGGAAGACCUGUACAAUCGGAGUGCCGCAGCUCAGGCCAAUUUCAGGAGCAAGAGGGGCCAGAUGCCGGAAAAUCCCUAUUCUGAGGUUGGGAAGAUUGCCAGCAAAGCCGUUUAUGUGCCAGCCAAGCCAGCCAGGAGGAAGGGGAUGCUGGUGAAACAAUCCAACGUGGAGGACAGUCCAGAAAAGACCUGCUCUAUUCCAAUCCCAACCAUCAUUGUCAAAGAGCCAUCCACCAGCAGCAGCGGGAAAAGCAGCCAAGGGAGCAGCAUGGAGAUCGAUCCUCAGUCUUCGGAGCAGCCGGGACAGCUCCGGCCUGACGACAGCUUGGGAGUCAGCAGUCCGUUUGCAGCAGCCAUCGCAGGGGCCGUGAGGGACAGGGAAAAGAGGCUGGAGGCGAGGCGCAAUUCCCCGGCCUUCCUCUCCACAGACCUGGGAGAUGAGGACGUUGGAUUAACCCCACCAACACCACGGAUGAGGCAGUCCAAGUUCACCGAGGAGGCAAUGUUCAGCAGUGAGGAUGGUUUCAGACAGCUCAUGUCACCAUCUCCGAUCCCCGCCCCCAGGGAGCCCGAAAACCUUUUCAACAGUAGUGAGCCUAGCAACCAGAGUGACUCAAGGACAUUGAAUGCUCCAUCCAAAACGAAAGGCACUGACAACAGUAUGGCGGCAGCCAAGCCCACGAGCGCUCCCGGCUCGGAUAGCUACGUCCACCCAGUCACAGGGAAGCUGUUGGAUCCAAACUCUCCACUUGCCCUCGCGCUCUCUGCCAGGGACAGAGCCAUGAAAGAGCAGACACAGCAGAUUCCAGGAAAAGGGGACGCAGUCAAAACCGACCUUAACAAACCGCUUUACAUCGACACCAAGCUGAGACCCAACAUGGAAACGACUUUUCCUGUUACUGCCACUGUCACCAGGCAAAAUACCCGCGGCCUGUUGAGACGGCAGGAGACUGAGAACAAGUACGAGAUGGAUGCAGGGAAAGAAAAGAAAGCUGAGGAGAAGAAGAACAUGUUGAUAAACAUUGUGGAUACGUCGCAGCAAAAAUCAGCUGGCUUGUUGAUGGUGCACACAGUGGAUACGGCAAAGUCAGAUGAUAUGCCCGAGGAUGAGGAGGAAAAGGGAGCUGAGAUGGAGCCGAGCCCUGAAAACUCCCCGCCAGAGAGGCCGGAGGGCAGCGAGGAAGCAGAGAGCGAGCUGAGCGUCCCUGCCGCGCCCGAGCCCCCAGCUUCUCCCUGCAAAACCAUCGUGGCCGCCAGCUCUGUGGACGACCCCGUCAUCCUGCCCUUCCGCAUCCCCCCGCCGCCCCUGGCCUCAGUGGACAUUGAUGAGGAGUUCCUGUUCACCGAGCCGCUGCCCCCUCCCUUGGAGUUUGCCAACAGCUUUGACAUCCCCGACGACCGCGCGGUGCCUGGCUCGGCGCUGACAGACCUGAUGGCACAGAGGAAGAACGGCACCCCUUCGCCCGGCCAGCCAGCAAACUCCUUAGACGGCAAAAAGCAAGCGGGCCUCUCAAACUGUUUGCCUGCCUCCUUCCUGCCACCCCCCGACAGCUUCGACAACAUCACCGACUCUGGGAUCGAGGAGGUUGACAGUCGGAGCAGCAGUGACCAUCACCUAGAGACAACCAGCACUAUCUCAACGGUGUCCAGCAUCUCUACCUUAUCCUCGGAAGGGGGGGAGAACGUGGAUACUUGUACAGUCUAUGCAGAUGGGCAAACAUUUCUGGUGGACAAACCCCCAGUACCUCCUAAGCCAAAAAUGAAGCCCAUAAUCAACAAAAGCAAUGCACUUUACAAGGACGCGCUGAUCGAGGAAACUGUAGACAGCUUUGUGAUCCCUCCUCCCGCUCCGCCCCCGCCUCCCAUCAGUGCCCAGCCCAACCUGGGGAAGGUUGUCCCCCAAAGGACAUCCAAGCUAUGGGGGGACGUGCCAGAGGUGAAAAGCCCGAUUCUCUCAGGCCCCAAGGCUAAUGUCAUUAGUGAAUUGAACUCAAUACUCCAGCAAAUGAACAGAGAGAAAUCCUCAAAGCCAGGGGAGGGAUUGGAGUCACCGACUGGAACGAAAACUGCGAGUCUCAGUACAAGGAGCACGGAAGUCAUGAGUACUGUCUCAGGUACACGAAGUACAACAAUCACUUUCACUGUCCGACCCGGAGCCAGCCAGCCGAUCACACUGCAGAGCAGGUCCCCAGACUAUGACAGCAGGACCUCAGGAGCAAGGCACGCUCCCAGCCCUGUGGUUUCACCAACAGAGAUUAAUAAAGACAUCCUGCCUGCUCCUCUGACUGCUUCUGCUUCAGCCUCCUCUCCUUCUCCAACUCUGUCUGAUGUAUUUAGCCUACCCAGCCAGCCCCCUUCUGGGGACUUAUUUGGCUUGACCACAGGGCGCAGCAGGUCUCCUUCUCCCUCAAUAUUACAACAGCCAAUCUCAAAUAAGCCUUUUACAACUAAGCCUGUCCACCUGUGGACUAAACCAGAUGUGGCAGAUUGGUUGGAAAGUCUAAACUUAGGUGAACAUAAAGAAACAUUUAUGGACAAUGAAAUAGAUGGCACACAUUUACCAAAUCUACAGAAGGAAGAUCUGAUAGACCUUGGAGUGACUAGAGUUGGGCACAGAAUGAACAUAGAAAGAGCUUUGAAGCAGCUGCUGGACAGAUAAGAAUAGCUAUUUUGCCUCACAAACUUCUGUUGAUAACUAGAGAUGGGCUGGUACUGACAUACCCCAAAUGCCUUGUCUGUCUGCGAGUGCCAGCAAAAUUGGGGGGGAGGGGGAAAACAGAUGAAUUCCUGGUACUCAGGUGAUGCAGACUGUCUGCUACAUGCCCAAACACAAACCUAAAGAUGCUAAAGAAGUGGGGCCAUUUUAUUUCCAAGCUGUGGGGAGAUGUGAGAGAGAGACAAUUGUUAACUUUACAACUCUUGAUACUGCUCUUGGCCGGGACCAUUGUGUGAUGAUUUUCUUUUAAAAUUGCAA
Pyrgilauda ruficollis (rufous-necked snowfinch) is the source of this 5850-nucleotide messenger RNA. RefSeq names its product SH3 and multiple ankyrin repeat domains 2 (gene SHANK2). NCBI's taxonomy places the organism in Eukaryota, Metazoa, Chordata, Aves, Passeriformes, Passeridae. Bases 1 to 5535 code for a protein of 1844 amino acids. Gene Ontology annotation, molecular function: synaptic receptor adaptor activity; ionotropic glutamate receptor binding. The transcript is spliced from 25 exons. Gene Ontology annotation, cellular component: postsynaptic membrane; dendritic spine; postsynaptic density. The record is from RefSeq and is a predicted model, not a curated record.